ACCCCUAACCCGUUCUCCCCUGCUCCCCGCUGCCCGGCCGCGGCAGCUGCGGGACCCGCGCUGGAAGGACCCCCAUUUCCGGUUCGGCACUAUCCUGCACGGCAACACGGACUCGCUGCUGAAACAGAACUUCCCCGAGAUGCACCACUACAUGCUCAAGUUCAACAAGAGCAGCGUCGUUGAGGGCAUCAAGGCCGUCAAGAGCGGGGAGCUGGACGCGUUCAUUUAUGACGCCACCGUGCUCGAGUACCACGCUGGUCAGGAUGACGAGUGCCGUCUGCUGACCGUCGGUCAGUGGUACGCCAUGACAGGGUACGGCGUGGGCUUUCCUCGCAACAGCAAACACAUUGACGCCUUCAACGAGAGGAUCAUGCACUACCGGCAGAACGGGGACCUGGAGCGGCUGCACCGCUUCUGGUUCACGGGCGCCUGUCGGCCCGACCAGCAGAAGAAGUCGAGCAGCAACCCGCUGACGCUGGACCAGUUCCUGUCGACGUUCCUGCUGCUCGGCUGCGGCAUCCUGCUGUCGGCCGUGCUGCUCGGCUGCGAGUACCUCUACUUCCGGUACGUGCGGCCGCGGCUGGCGCGAGUGGACCGCGUGGGCGGCUGCUGCUCGCUCAUGUCCCUCAGCAUGGGAAGGUCGCUCAACUUCCGCGGCGUCGUACUGGAGGCGCAAAACACCAUGAAGUCGCUGCGCCGGUGCCGGGACGCCGCCUGCGACACCCAGCUCUGGCGUCUGAAGCACGAGCUGCAGCUGGCGCAGGCGCGCCUGACGGCGCUGGAGCAGCAGUGCGGCGCGCGCGGUCUGCCCGGCUCGCCGGCCAGCCGCCGCCGGCCGCCGGACGUGCGGCCCGACGACAUCAUGGACUCGAACCACGUCCGGAGGAGCCGGUCGGCCGAACGGUGGCCGCCGGCCGCGCCGCAGCACCUCAACACCAGGGCCGAUAGGGCCGACUGGCUGUCGGUGCACAGCAUCACCGGGUCGCCCGGGUCCUCCUCUGGGUGGUCCAGCAGCCAGCUCAGCGCCGUGGCCAGGGCCAACAUCUCGGCCCGGCCGGCGGCCGAGUCGUGGCAGGUGGCGGAGCUGGAGACGGUGCUAUAG
Molecule: messenger RNA, 1102 nt
Organism: Amphibalanus amphitrite
Lineage: Eukaryota; Metazoa; Arthropoda; Thecostraca; Balanomorpha; Balanidae
Product: glutamate receptor ionotropic, NMDA 2B-like
Exons: 8
Coding region: 140-1102 (320 amino acids)
Biological process (GO): synaptic transmission, glutamatergic; modulation of chemical synaptic transmission
Cellular component (GO): plasma membrane; postsynaptic membrane
Molecular function (GO): NMDA glutamate receptor activity; transmitter-gated monoatomic ion channel activity involved in regulation of postsynaptic membrane potential
Source: RefSeq, a predicted model, not a curated record